Molecule: messenger RNA, 2448 nt
Organism: Panicum virgatum (switchgrass)
Lineage: Eukaryota; Viridiplantae; Streptophyta; Magnoliopsida; Poales; Poaceae
Product: translation initiation factor IF-2-like
Exons: 4
Coding region: 498-2225 (575 amino acids)
Cellular component (GO): cytoplasm
Molecular function (GO): L-serine O-acetyltransferase activity
Source: RefSeq, a predicted model, not a curated record
AAGAUGCAUCCAUCCUUCUUCAAUAAUAAAGAACAACCAGCACACAUUUCCAGGAAGAUACAAUACAAUAUAAUCACACCUCAUUCCUGAUCGAUCCGCCUGUUCCAAACAAAUUUGUAAACAUUUUCGCUGCAAGCUUGCUCGCACUGGCACCAGUCUGCCUGCUUGCGGCGCUCCUCUUCUCCCCAUAGGCGACCGCGACCGCGGCUUGGAUUAAAAAUUCCUCCGCGCCUUAGCUUUCGCGAGCUGCUGCUGAGUGCUGAUAGCUCUUCUUGGUCGUGCGCCGGCCGCCGGGGCCUGUUCCAUUCCAUGAGUUGCAAUCAUGACCCCGCCCGGAGCAGCACCGCGUGCGCCUUGUUAAUUAGAAAAUUGGUCGCCAGCAGAGAGGAAGCUUCCGAAAUUUUUCGUUGCGCCGUGGGGGCAUGUCUCCGCGCCGCCGGCCGGUCACGGCGCUCUGCUCUAGCUAGCUAGCUAGCGGCGGGGAUCAUUGGGCAACCAUGCCUGUGCUCGAGGAGAGCCGCGCCGGAGCUGAGGGCGGCGGCGUCGACGAUUCUGACAGGCGACGGUGCUCGUGCCUGCCGUUCUGCUUCUGGGGCGGCGCCAAGUCCGCGGGCGCGCCGGCGAGGAAGAGGCGGCGGCGGCGCAGGCUCAGGCUGUCGUGGCUCGCGUGGCCGUGGUUCUUCCGGAAGGGCGGCGGCAAGCGUAAGGGUGCGGGCGGCGACGGCAGCGGGAAGAGCAAGCGGAGGGGGACGCGGCUGCUGCUGCUGCUCACGGCGUCGCUGCAGCCCAAGAAGGCGCUCGCGUCCGUCGUCUCCGGAGGCGGCGGCGCCCUCCUCCCGGCCAAGAGACUAAAGGGACUAGAGAUCAUUAUUUGCAGUGGUGAAAGGACCCAAAUAUCCCUCUCCUUCCACCUCGCCUACAAGCUCUGCUCCUCCACGCUCCUCUACGACCUCUUCCUCGCCACGCUCGCCGUGAACCCCUCCCUCCGCGCCACCGUCGUCGCCGACCUCCUCGCCGCCCACUCCCACGACCCCGCCUGCGUCGGCUUCUCGCAAUGGCUCCUUAACCACGCCAUCGACCCCGACCAGGAGCUCGCCGCAGCGGAGGGCGAGGUGGCCGCAGAGCAGGAGGCGCGCGGAUCAGGUGGCCCCCGAGGGCGCCGAGGACAAGGAGGAGGAGACGAGGAGGGAGGAGGCCAAGGAGCUGGAGCGGAUUGGGAGCCAGCGAGCCUCAACGGCGCCUCCCGCCCGGCGCCCUCGUCCUCGGGCCACUCCCUCCCGGCGCGUUGGCCGGAGUGGCUACCGGCGGCGGUGGCGGGUGAGCCCUCCUCCUCCUCCUCCUCGCUGGAGGCGCCGGCGGAGUGGGCGGGGCGCCAUCGGCCGCGGAGCCGCGGGGGGCGGCGCCGCCGCCAUGGACCCGCCGCCGUGCCGUGUGCCCUCGAGCUCCACGGGGCAGCGCCCGCGAGCUCUAGGGGGCGGGGGCGGCAAGCUCCACGGGCGGGCGCCAGGAGGAACAGGUGCGGCGACGGGGGGCUGGCGCAUGCUGCGUCGGUGUCGGCGGCGGGAGGAGGCGCAGAGGAGGGGGGAAUCGGGUCGCGAGGGGGUGGGGGUGGGCCCCGCAUGGCACUUUCGGCGACGCCAAGAAGCAAAGCAAGCGCAAGCCACGGCCAGCGGCGGACGACGGGCCAAGCGGCAGCAGGCAGCCGCAAGCCUCGGCGACAGCUGCGACCGCGAGCACCCGGUGCACGGGCACGGCGCCCGCUCGUUCCCGGACGGAGGAGACGAGCCAGCCGAGCCCGAGACCACCCGACGGGCCAGCCGCCGUCGCCGCCGGCCGCACCUGGCGAGCGCGAGCCCCGUCGAGGCGGCACUCGUUCCGUCAUCGGGUCGACAGCACCGGGCGGCGGCGCCGGCGGGCUGUGGACGGCGGCGACGACGCUGGGCGUGAUCGUGCUCUUCGGCCGCGUCACCGCGGUGGUCUUCCUGUGCUCGUGCCUGUACGGCGCGCGCUUCGUCCGGGCGAGGGCUGCCGGCGCCGGCGCCAAGGCCCAGAGCAGCGGUGUCGCUGGCGGCAGCCGGCGGUUCGGCGACCCGGCGGUGGGGGUGGCCGCCGAGAAAGCCGUGGCGGUGGGGCCGCGCGCCGCGGAGGAGUGCAAGAAGAAGGUGGUCGUGGCGGGGUUGCUCGACAGGGCAGGCAAGACGCCCUCGUCGCGUUUUGGUAGGUGAUCAUCAGAAGCUUUACGUUGUAAAUGAUGCCUAACGGUGUGGUGUGUGCCGGUGAUGAUGCAGUUUUGCUCUUGUUUUCUUCUUUGGUGAGAUUGGCAUGGAGUAGAGGUCUCAGGUCUGGAUACGACUGGAUUGGUUUUUGGUUAUGAUCAGUGAUUGGCAAUUUGGCAUGGCAUUCUAUGGGCCAAAGAAAAGAAGACAAAUAUAGGAGCUUCAGGCGUUC